CCCUGCUCACCCUCUCUUUCUCUCUCUUUUUCUCUGUGACCUUUUCUCUCAUUUCUUUCAUAGCCAUCUCCUCUUCUAUCUCCUUAUUUUCAUACUUAUCACUGUCUCUGUACAGCUUCUAUAGCUCCAUCUUUGUUGCUGGAUUCUAUAUUAUCCUCAUGGCUAACGAUGAGUGGGUGAGGGCGGCGAUGACGGAUGACAUGAUGGUGGUGGAGCUGCUAUUGAGGCUGAAACAGGCGCAGGCAGCUUCACCGGCGAAGUACACGGCGGUGUUCCUUCUCAAGUGGGGGAUGCGGCAGCCGCGGACGAGGCUCGCGAUGAGAUGCGGUGGCGUUGAGCGGAGGAAAGAAGACGAUUCUUCGAUCAGAUGUAGCCCUACCACGCCGCUUUCCUGGAGCGGCGGAGGCGGAGAAGCCUCUCCCUCAGGAACUGCUGACGGUUUCGAAGAGACGAGCCGCCACAAUAGCCGUUCUCCCCCCGGCUCCAGAUCCAAGAUUACUAGCACAUCUGAAGCCACUAGCGUCUCACUCAAGAGGUCAAGGAAAAAGAAGACAUUUUCUGAGCUCAAAGAGGAGGAGAAUUUGCUGUUGAAGGAAAGGAUACAUCUGAAAAAGGAGUUGGCAAUAUCACGAGCAACUUUUAAGAAACAAAGAGCCACAAAUGAGAAUUUGAAGAGAAUAAAGCUUGAUUUAGGUUCUCAGCCUGCAAAUAACUCGUAUUCAAUUUUCAAUGAACAAGAGAAAAGAAAUUGCUGUCAAAAGGAAAACAGUGAAGCCCCUCCCAAGCCAAGACAUACCUCUGGAGAGAAUCAGUCACUGUCAUAUUCUAGUGAAGCACACAAGGCUGUCUCUAUCCAGGAUCAAUCUUUCUUACUCCCCGAUCUAAAUAUGAUGCCACUGGAGGAAGACUCCACCUCUGAGAUUGCCUGGAAUGAGAUGAUGAAAAUAAGUUAGUUCAAUUCACCAUUUGAAGUCAUUACAAUGAGAUCACAGACGAUAUGGCUCAUAAACUCACAUGUCUAAGGAGCUGUUCGAGUCGAUUAUGUUCAACCAUUAGUGCAGUUACUGAUAUAAAAACACUAAUAUGACUAAAUCCAUUGCCAGUUCUUGGAAGGCAAAGGAAGUUGACUAGUCUUUAGGAAAAAGUUUUAAAAGGGUAGUGUAGAGAUCCUAGUUAUUAGAUUGUAGAAAAUUUUCUCAUGUUGUUGGAUUUUGCAUUCCUCUGGAAUUCAUUUGGGGUAAAACUCCAUUACUUUGUAGUUGAGAACUUUUCAGAAGUUGUUCUGUCAUUCUUUGUAGCUUAAAAGCGGUCCUGAAAACUUAUUCCAACUAAUUGACUGUGUUGUCCAUUGCAAUUAUUGACUUUUCUUA
Molecule: messenger RNA, 1370 nt
Organism: Tripterygium wilfordii
Lineage: Eukaryota; Viridiplantae; Streptophyta; Magnoliopsida; Celastrales; Celastraceae
Exons: 5
Coding region: 159-953 (264 amino acids)
Source: RefSeq, a predicted model, not a curated record